Oldenlandia corymbosa var. corymbosa is the source of this 3227-nucleotide messenger RNA. NCBI's taxonomy places the organism in Eukaryota, Viridiplantae, Streptophyta, Magnoliopsida, Gentianales, Rubiaceae. The record is from the annotation of a GenBank genome assembly.
UCAGUAACGACCAAGAUUUUGAUAGUAUUAAACACCAGAUGUUAUCAUCCCGGAAACUUACAUUAUUAGAAUAAAAUAGUAGUGGAAUCAAGAAUUCCAAAAUCCAAAGAAAUUGAAAUCUCUGACAGUCUCUUAUAUAUUCAAGUAUUUAUAGUAAGACUGCGAGAGUGAAGCCACCAAAAGAGACGAAGAACAAGGAAGGGAAGCUCAGAGCUCUCCGUUUUCCCCGGAAGAAUUGGCUUCCUCCUCCUUCCAAAUCCCUUCAUUCAAUUAUCCUAUUUCCGUCCAUUUUCUAGAUUCUCAUUUUGAGGCUCAAUUUCUUUCUCCUUAAUUUUUUUUGUUUCCUCUCAAUCUAUCUUCCCCCUUCCAAUUUCCCCCCAUUUCUUUCAUGGAUACUCGCCGGAGGCCUCCUAAGCCUUCUUCUUCUUCUUCCCCCUCCUCCUCCUCCACCCCACCUCCGCCGCCGUGUCCGAACGCCGUCUCUUUCGACCACCACCAACCACCGCCCCGCCAACCCAGGGCCUCCGAUGCCCUGCCGCUUCCCCUGUUCCUCACAAACGGUGUUUUCCUCGUCCUAUUUUUCUCCGUCGCUUACUUCCUUCUCCACCGCUGGCGUGACAAGAUCAGAACCUCCACCCCUCUUCACGUCCUUACCCUCUCCGAACUUGCCGCCAUUCUCUCUCUCAUUGCUUCCUUUAUCUACUUGCUUGGCUUCUUCGGCAUUGAUUUCGUUCAGGCCUUCGUCAAUCGCCCUCCUAACGAAGAAGAAGACGAUCUCGCCUGGGACGAAGUCGUCCCAAUUGUCGACCAACCUCCUGCCUCCUCCGCCGCCUCAGCUGCCUUUAUUGUGAAAAACCCAGAUCGGAAAGUUAUGGAAUUGGGCUUGGAGGACGAGGAACUCGUCGAAUCUGUUGUUUCCGGCCGGACUCCGUCGUAUUCGUUAGAAUCGACACUCGGCGAUUGUUUUAAAGCGGCGUUGAUUCGGAGGGAGGCGGUGCAGAGGAUUACGGGGAGGUCUCUUGCCGGGAUGCCAUUGGAAGGGUUUGAUUACGAUUCUAUUUUGGGUCAAUGUUGCGAGAUGCCUGUGGGUUACGUCCAGAUUCCGGUGGGGGUUGCCGGGCCGUUGUUGAUGAACGGCUGUGAGUAUUCGGUUCCGAUGGCUACAACGGAGGGUUGCCUGGUUGCUAGUACUAACCGGGGUUGUAAAGCUAUUUAUGCUUCCGGCGGUGCCACCAGUGUUCUGUUGAGAGAUGCCAUGACACGAGCUCCGGUGGUGAGGUUCCCGACUGCAAAAAGGGCCACCCUUUUGAAGUUCUUCUUGGAAGAUCCUCUCAAUUUCGAGACCAUCUCCCUAAUAUUCAACAAGUCCAGCAGAUUUGCUAGGCUACAGGGUCUUCAAUGCUCUAUCGCCGGCAAAAACCUUUAUAUCAGAUUUAGCUGCAGUACUGGAGAUGCUAUGGGGAUGAACAUGGUAUCUAAAGGCGUUCAGAAUGUUCUUGACUUCCUUCGUACUGAAUUUCCAGACAUGGAUGUCAUUGGCAUUUCUGGAAACUUUUGUUCUGAUAAAAAACCUGCUGCUGUUAACUGGAUUGAAGGACGCGGUAAAUCAGUUGUUUGUGAGGCAAUCAUCACAGAAGAGGUGGUGACCAAAGUUUUGAAAACCACUGUACCCGCCCUCGUAGAGCUUAACAUGCUCAAGAACCUCACAGGUUCUGCUGUAGCUGGUGCUCUUGGUGGCUUCAAUGCUCAUGCUGCCAACAUUGUCUCGGCUGUUUUUAUAGCAACUGGACAGGAUCCUGCGCAAAACAUUGAGAGCUCCCACUGCAUCACUAUGAUGGAGGCCAUAAACAAUGGGAAAGACCUGCACAUCUCAGUGACAAUGCCUUCCAUUGAGGUUGGUACAGUGGGUGGCGGGACUCAACUUGCCUCUCAGUCAGCUUGCCUGAACCUGCUUGGUGUCAAAGGGGCAAACAAAGAGUCCCCUGGAUCAAAUGCCAGGCUCCUAGCCACCAUUGUAGCUGGAGCCGUGCUGGCUGGAGAACUAUCGCUGAUGUCAGCCAUUGCAGCUGGACAACUGGUUAGGAGUCACAUGAAAUACAACAGAUCAAGCAGAGAUGUGGCCGCACUUGCUUCUUCUUAGACUAGGUAAAGAUUAUUGAGCUCUUCUUAGACUAGGCCAGUUCAGUCGGUGGUUUGAUUCAGCGUCCCAAUUCCUGUAUUUGAUGUUACUACCAUAACCUAAGUUAACUUCUAGAGCUAAAUUUUCCAUUGUGAACUAUCAUAUCUUUGACUUCACAAUUUUAUGACACCACCAUUUUACUCCGCAGUAUAGUGUAGAAUGUAGAUCAAAUCGAAAAAUAUCUAUUCUGGAGAUUACUUUUUGCUUGACAGUAAUACCAACCUUCUGCAUUAUAAUUGCAUAGAAUUACAAAACAUUAUGUGAUUUUAUUAGAUAUGAUAUCCUAACGAAAUUACAUCGUUUAUUAAUAGGACACGAUAGAUACAUGGAACCAGUGCAGAGAGGAUCUCAGUUAAGGGUGAGAGAUGCAAGGAUAUGUGGCUGUGAUGGGGAAGGGGGGAGACAAGAGUGGAUGAUGCUCAGUACACUAUCAUGUGAGGAUGAAGCUGUAAAGUUGGGGAGAAAAAGCAUGUGAAUCAACUAAGUAAAAGCCCCCACAACACAAAAAUACAAUGGAAAUGAUUAUGGAGUUUGGAGAGUGUCUCUCUCUUCCUCUGGGCCAAAGUUGAAAGGCUUGAAUGCUUCUUCUUCAUUUGUGUUAGUGUCAUUAUGGUUCUUACCACUAAUGGGGUGGUGUUCUUUUUAAUUUUUUAAUUAGGGUUGAUUGAGUGUAAAUUAUUGAAGAUGAUGCUUUUGCAAUGUUUGUUCUUUUUUAAUUUAUUUUUUCUGGGCUCAAGUUGAAGCCAGCCUCUGCUUUUCCUCUGUUGAUAAAUUCUUGGGGACGAUACAAUUUAUUACAAAGUUAAUAAUGGGAUUUGUGGUGGGGUUUAUUUAACGUGUAUGCCAUGAUUGCACUUAAAAAAUUAUCCACCUAAUCGCUAGAUUAUUCUUUUACAUAUUCAAGUCAUAAGCAAAAUAGAUCAAAUGGAUAUCUUUUAAUUUUUCUUCUCUGAUUGAGAGAAUCUAGCGUCAUAGUUUAGGUGAACAACCAACCCAUAAUCUAUCCGUGAUUGAAAUUAUGCCGACAUUCAAAAGAAUCAGCAUCCAG